This is a messenger RNA of Mesorhabditis belari, 516 nucleotides long. The record is from the annotation of a GenBank genome assembly. NCBI's taxonomy places the organism in Eukaryota, Metazoa, Nematoda, Chromadorea, Rhabditida, Rhabditidae.
AUGUUGUUCGAGACAGCUUUAUGCGAGUUAGGAGUGCCCGUUCUCUACCUCCCAAAUCUACUCGGUUUUGCCGAGGGAUGGCUCAACUUUUUGCCUGUUCAAUACCCAUAUGCUCUUGUCGCCCUCCUAUUGUGCCUCACCGCUGUCAGUGCCCUUCACGCGGUCGUUUAUCGACAGCAACAGUUACUCCCAUUUGACUCAAAAGCCAAAUUGUCUGAAUGUCAGUUGUGGUUCUUCUGGAUAUUCGUCUACGUUUUUUUGAUAUUCCCGCCGCCAAUGUGCAGCUUUCUUUUAACGUAUACGAAUGUGGCAAGUGAGAACAUUUAUCUUAUGCCUCUCGAAGCGGCUCAAAUCUAUUUCGCGUACCCGGAACGAGUUUUCGUCUAUGAAAUCCAGGGGAAUAUGCUAGUUUACACACAAAAAGUCUUUGGGUCGACAGAGCUGGACCCAACUUCUGGCCUUGCCUCUCCGGUUUCAAAAACCUCAAGUCCGGCUCAGAUUUGCAUCUUCAAACGC